GUAAUUAUUAAAUGCAGAUAACCUCGGCCUUAACCCAGAAUAAGAUGGAUCCGAUCAAUGGUAAUUUGACUUCCACCGCUCCGGUCGAGCCACUCUCAUUGACAGCCGCUGAACAAGUCGGUGGAGCGUUCUGCCAUCAGUUCUAUAUCACCGUCUCUGAGAACCGUAAAGCGAUUACCAAGUUCUAUGGACAUGAAUCGAAGUUCUAUUUGGAUGAUCAGGUGGUCACUGGAUCGCAGGAGAUUGUUAAGUUGUACAAUCAUCUACCAGAAACCACCCACUUCAAGAUUCAAUCUAUCAAGGGAUACCCAACCCCACACAAACAGGGAGUGAUUAUCAAUGUUAUCGGAACCGUUAACCUCCGUCCAUUCCUUCAAUCAUUUUUGCUUGGGCAACAAGGGCAGAAAAAAUACUAUGUCGAAUCAGACGCUUUUCAGUACAUUGAUAAGUUUUUCGUCGCGAAUACGGAAAAGGAGAAGACUACUUCGUCGACUGGUCAUAACGGACACGCCAGUGGAGCAAAUGGAAAGGAUUCCAAAUCUUCCAAAACCGAGCAACCUAAGGAACAAUCAAAGCCGGCUCCUCCAAAGCAGCAAACGCCAAAGAAAGCUGAAGAUCGUAUAGUGAAGCAAGACACUCCGAAAUCUGUGGAAAAGGAGGUAGCGAAAACACCGCAGAAACCACAGCUUGCCCAACAGCCCCCACAGCAGAGAGCCCCAGUUCCUGAGCCUGUUCAAGAACAGCCAAAGGUUCAGAAAACGUGGGCUAAUCUUGUGGGUGGAGGUGGAAAGUCUCAGCCCCCACAACAACAAAGUUAUGGACAAGGACAGCAAAUCCAUCAGCAAACACAAAUGCACCACAUGCAGCCUUCCAUGCAUCAGCAACAACAAGGAUCGCAUGCUCCUCUUUAUCAGCAACAGAGACAGUCGCACCCAGCUAAUGAAUUGCGCCAAGCUCAGGAAAGUUCAGAUGCCAACCUAAAUGAGCGUAAGAUCUAUUUGGGAGGAAUCACUCGAGAGAUUGUCCCCAGCAACACAGCUCAGGCUGAAUCGGAAAUCAAGCAGGUGUUCUACAAAUAUGGAGAAAUCGAGGAGGUUCGCAUGCCGCGCAAGGUUCUUGACAGUCCGAACGACACAUCGAAACAUGCCUUUGCAUUUAUUACCAUGCGUAACAAGGCCGGAGUAAAAGCCAUUUUCGAAGCGGCUACAAAGGAUGAGCAAGGCGUGUGGAAGCUUCCACUCAAACUGGAUGCAUUCGGAUUUGACGGACAUGCUCAAAUUAGUGAGCAACGUGAUCAACCACAAGGCGGCGGAUUCCGAGGAGGACGUGGAGGUUUCCAACCACGCGGUGGACAAUUCUUCCGCCGUGGCGGUUCGGGUGGUGCUCCACGAGGUGGUAUGCGCAGCGGUUUCCAAAAUGCGGGACAAAAUUAGAAGCUUUCCGUUCUCCUUUUUCCUUCUUGUAAGAAUUGCACAUCCAUUAGAUUCUGUACCUAUCCUUCUCAUUUUCCUAUUUAUUGUUUCUCCUUUCCUUCCUCACCGUUCUAAUAAUGAUGAUUUAAGUAAGAAGAUUCUGGUAUCUGAAUUUUAUGGCGUGUAGCGUUUUAGUAGAUCUCUCAACAAUCCAAUCCAAUCAGCCCGCAUCCCAUUUUCACAUCCUAUCUCCCCGGUUUUCGGUGAUUGACGACCGUGAUCCCAUCUGAGUUUACUCUUUUCGAGUACAAGUUGCAAUCAGACAUCAUCCCACCACCGAAUAUCCAAGUUGUAUUUGAAUGUUGUUUUAAUAUAUUACCACUUUCCUUCUCCUUUUACAAGCCCCCGUUAUUGUUUCCUUCAUUGGUGUUCGGGAGUACUCUUUGUACUCAAGUUCUUACCCCCAUUUUGGCACGUUGGAAUUAAAAUAAAGUUUUGUAUCUAAAUU
This is a messenger RNA of Caenorhabditis elegans, 1920 nucleotides long. RefSeq names its product Ras GTPase-activating protein-binding protein gtbp-1 (gene gtbp-1). The transcript is spliced from 6 exons. The record is from RefSeq and is marked reviewed. Lineage: Eukaryota; Metazoa; Nematoda; Chromadorea; Rhabditida; Rhabditidae. Gene Ontology annotation, molecular function: nucleic acid binding; RNA binding. Gene Ontology annotation, cellular component: cytoplasmic stress granule; cytoplasm. The coding region runs from base 12 to 1433 and encodes 473 amino acids.